Messenger RNA from Cooperia oncophora, 795 nucleotides. NCBI's taxonomy places the organism in Eukaryota, Metazoa, Nematoda, Chromadorea, Rhabditida, Trichostrongylidae. The record is from the annotation of a GenBank genome assembly.
UUGUAUAACUACAGAAUUUCAGGUACUUGUCCAAACGGCGAAACACCUUUGUCCACUCCAUCAACCUGCACGUCUGCACAUCCCUGUCCCACCGGAUAUAGCUGUAGAGAAGGCAAAUGCUGUUCAUCGCCAAGUAAGAGAAUCAUCCCGGAAAAUAUCUUGCGCCAACAUUUGAUUACGAGUCUUGUGCCUAGAAGCUCUCAGUGUUAUUAUGUUAUUAACAUUUCAGAUGUAUGUCCCGCUGGCUUACCGGCAGGCGGUGGCCCAACAUCUUGUGGUGAGGACAAUCCAUGCAGAGACGGAUAUGAAUGCGUUACCGCCGGUGCUUCUCAAUAUUGUUGCCCAUCAAGAGAAAACGCCUGCUCUUUGCCACGACAUUCCGGCUCAGCGUGUGCUAACUCUCGUCCGGCCAUUACUCGUUAUUACUUUGAUGUGUUCGACUGGUUCUUGCAGACAUCGUUUCAUUUAGGUAAUGCGUUUAUUCUUUCCGUCUCUCAAUGUGGAGGUAAUGCUAACAAUUUCAACAGUCUUGAAGAAUGUGAAGGGUUCUGUCUGGACACUCAAUGUCAACAUGGACAGGCAUAUCGCGUUGGUGCCGUGAACGCUGUAUGUGCUCUUACAGCUACGAAUACAUGCCCUCAAUCGCACUCAUGUAUGAGUCCAGUCUUCGGGCCAUCUGCAGUAUGCUGCCCAAAUCCUGAGCUAACCUGCAAUGAAAUGGUCUCUGCUGGAACACCCUGUUUUGGCCGAUCUGUCACUAUUCAGCGAUUUUACUUCAACCCAUCGACCAGGUAA